Messenger RNA from Cephus cinctus (wheat stem sawfly), 1633 nucleotides. It is a transcript of the gene OSCP1, whose product is annotated as protein OSCP1. The transcript has 6 exons. Gene Ontology annotation, biological process: transport. The coding region runs from base 371 to 1378 and encodes 335 amino acids. The record is from RefSeq and is a predicted model, not a curated record. Gene Ontology annotation, cellular component: plasma membrane; cytoplasm. Lineage: Eukaryota; Metazoa; Arthropoda; Insecta; Hymenoptera; Cephidae.
ACGAUCAAGAUAGACCUAAUAAUGUAUAAUAUAGAUAGGCAUAUAAGAAUAGACCACGCGAGAGGUAGGCUGGCGCGUAAGUGCCUGCGGCAGCGGGAUGGAGAGAGAACACUGUGAGUUAGGUCCAUUAAUCAAUGGUCACAUAAGCGAGAUUUUACUGCAGAUGCUAUAUGGACUUAUAACGCUAUAUGCGCACUACUUGCUGCACAUGAAAUGCGAUUGGAAGGUAUGGCUCAUCCGAGGAAGAAACCUAAAAUGUGGAAGAAAAUAGCUGAGGAGUUAAAAGAUUUGGAAAUUGUAACAUGUAUUACAUAUUUAUUUUUGACACUCACUACUUACCCGUUGUUAUUGAAACAUACUUCAUAUAACAAUGAUGACAAUUGAUCAAAUACAGUGGAAAACGAGUGCACUCAUACUCUUAGAUGAUGUAACCGGCGCUUUAUUAAAUCCAAAAAUUUUAUCAUCGAUAUUCGACAAAACAACAUUAAUUGGCAUUCCACGUAUUCGAACUACUUUGGAACAAGUCGUCUUAUCAUCUAUAAUGAGACUAGAUAAAGAUAGUAUGGAUAAAUUAUUCGAUCUGAUGAUUAUGAUUGUUAAAUAUCAAUUAUCUGCUGCUACUGGACCUAGGGAAGUCAUUCUACUUACUCUUAAUCAUUUGGAUGCGAUACGAGACAUGGUUACUGAUGAGAGUGCCAGAGAAUGCAUUGGUUUGGUUCAUCAAAUGGUUGUUGAUCUAUAUGGAAAUAUGACAAUGGAGGACGUUUGGCAAGCUAGAAAGGAAUGUCUGGAAGAAUUAGAUACUUAUAAAGUCAGAGUCUCUAUUCUUCUGAGACUUGGUUUGCAAAAUAAUGACACUAGUUUUAAUCAUAUUAAACGAAAUUACAAUGAGGAUUAUAAGGAGCUCAGAGAUACUUUGAAGGAUUUAAAAUUAAAUAGAUUUGACGGUGACAGCAGAUUUCUCGGUUCAUUUGAUCUGUUUGGUGAUCGCGUUACGUCAUUGGGGAAAAAUAUAUAUUCUUCGUCGUGCGAGAUGAUGCCAAAAUCGGGGAAACAUAAUUUACAAUUUGCUAAGGAUUGUGGUACCAAAGCUGAACUUGGUAUGCUUGCUGCUCAAUUGGGGACUGAAGAAGCAUUGAAAAGGCCCUUUACAUUAAAUUUAUUUGUCACUGAAAAUACUGAUAACUUAGAUUCAAACAAUGACAAUUAUGAUCCUAAUGCAAAUUUAGAUAUGGAACUGACAACAAAUGAAAAAGUAAAACAAAACAAAGAGUAUAAAGAAAAACUCGAUAACAUUUAUGCUGACUUUUUUGAGGAUGACCAAAAUGAAACUAAAGUCAAUAUGAACCUCCUUGACCUUCUAGAUGAAAUAGAAUAGCUGUCUUUAUGUUAGAAUUUAAUAAGACGUGAUACAACUCCGUCCAGUAUAAAUUAUAUAUUUAUUCUUUGUGCUUGCAAAUCAUACAAACAGUACACAUAUUUAAUAAACGGUUUCCUAAACUAUAAAAUUAACUUUGUUAAUAUUUUCAAAGAGGAAACCGACAUUUUUAUUCUGAACUAAUGUAAUAUUCUGCCGUAGAUAUUUGUAUAAUCAGACACAUUAAAAUUCGAAUAUUAAAUGCUUCGAUUGUGA